AUGACUUCACAAGAACCGAUUACUCGUGAAACAGUUUUGAAUUUAAUGGAGUAUAAAGACAAAAUAGAAAAACAAUUGUAUCAAUUAAAACAAAUUUUGGACGGAAAUGGAGUAGGAAUGAAUGACGAUUUGGUAGAUUCGGAAGGUUAUCCAAGGCAGGAUAUUGAUGUUUAUCAAGUAAGACAUGCAAGACAUCAAAUCAUUUGUUUACAAAAUGAUCAUAAAGAAAUUAUGAAAAAAAUCGAAGAAGGACUUCAUUUUCUUCACGGUCAAAGUUUGGAUUCCGUUGAAGAACCUUCUAAUUCUACAAAAUGUGUCAAUGAUUAUUCAAUGCCUAUUGCCAAAGUUAGUUUUGUCGAACCAGGUUCUCCUGCAGAUUUAGCUGGUUUGCAAGUUGAUGACUUUAUAUUAUCAUUUGGAUCUAUAAAUUAUGAUAAUUUUAAAUCACUGCAAGAAAUUGGCGCAGUCACUCAACAUUCUGUGGGUAAAAAAGUUCCUGUUACAGUUAAAAGAUUUGGUGUUACAAAAAAACUUAUAUUAAUCCCAAACACAUGGAGUGGAAAAGGGUUAUUAGGAUGUAAUAUUUUACCAGUUGAACAUGUUGAACGCUGA
Messenger RNA from Pediculus humanus corporis (human body louse), 612 nucleotides. RefSeq names its product 26S proteasome non-ATPase regulatory subunit, putative. The record is from RefSeq and is a predicted model, not a curated record. Gene Ontology annotation, biological process: proteasome regulatory particle assembly. Gene Ontology annotation, molecular function: protein binding. The transcript is spliced from 3 exons. Bases 1 to 612 code for a protein of 203 amino acids. NCBI's taxonomy places the organism in Eukaryota, Metazoa, Arthropoda, Insecta, Psocodea, Pediculidae. Gene Ontology annotation, cellular component: cytoplasm; nucleus.